This is a messenger RNA of Penicillium oxalicum, 3447 nucleotides long. RefSeq names its product condensin subunit YCG1. NCBI's taxonomy places the organism in Eukaryota, Fungi, Ascomycota, Eurotiomycetes, Eurotiales, Aspergillaceae. The transcript has 2 exons. Gene Ontology annotation, biological process: mitotic chromosome condensation. Gene Ontology annotation, cellular component: condensed chromosome; condensin complex. The coding region runs from base 1 to 3447 and encodes 1148 amino acids. The record is from RefSeq and is a predicted model, not a curated record.
AUGCCUGGCCGAGUCGCCGCCCGUUCGACAUCAUCAGCGACCCGUCGGUCUUCCGCGCAACCAUCGACCGGCCGUGCAGGCUCAGUGACGCCCGCAUUCACGAUCCCCGAAGAGCCCGCUCUCCCCUCCUCAUCAGCCAAUCUUCGCAGGGACUUAUGUGCAAUCUUUGCAGAUGCCCAGCGAUCAACAACCGGGCACCGUAAGCUAGUGGUGCGCAUACGCAAGCUGCAGGAGAUAUGCUGUGGUAUCUAUCAGAAAAAGAAGGACACGGACCAGGAGGCAGUCGAUAUCGUCCUUCCUGAGGAGGCGACUGUCGCUGAAAAGGAAUUCAACGUCGAAGUCGGUCGCUGCGUGCUGCGGAUACUUCCAAUCAAGAAGUCCGAGCCUGUCGGUGAUCGUGUGCUUCGCUUCCUCGACACAUUUUUGGCUCACGCCUGCGAGAAAGAUAAUGAACUCUUCGCAUCAAAAGAUGCGGAUGACGACGAUGGAAUGCAGUCUGCAAUUGAGACCCCGACUUCCCGUCUCACCUCCUAUCUCGUGGAUCUGAUGAUCCCAAUCCUCGCAUCCAAGGAUAAGGUCGUCCGAUUUCGCGCGACGCAAAUAAUCGCUCACAUCGUCAAUACGCUUGACUCAAUCGAUGACGAAUUGUACCAUACUAUUAGACAGGGUCUGCUGAAGCGGAUUCGCGACAAGGAGUCGUCGGUACGGGUUCAAGCCGUGAUUGGCUUGGCACGUCUCACUGGCAAUGACGACGAGGAGGACGGGCCGGACGACAACUCCACGGCGCUGCUCGAGAAGUUGAUUGAAAUCAUGCAAAAUGAUACAAGUGCAGACGUCCGCAAGAGUCUUUUAUCAAACUUGCCACUUUCGCAAGUGACUCUGCCUUACCUCCUGGAGCGAGCUCGUGAUCUUGACGCGGCGACGAGGCGAACACUGUAUGCACGCCUGUUGCCCACCCUCGGCGAUUUCCGCCAUCUUUCCCUUGGAAUGAGGGAGAAGUUGCUCCGAUGGGGUUUGCGUGACCGUGAUGAGAGUGUGCGCAGAGCAACAGGCAAGUUGUUCUUCGAUCGAUGGAUUGAGGACUGUGCGGGCACCAACCAAGGCGAGAAUGCCGGCCAACGAUCACCACCCAACCAGAGUGCUCUUCUUGAACUGCUGGAAAGAAUCGAUGUUGUGAGUUCCGGUGUCGAAAGCGGCAUUGCUCAUGAAGCGAUGCGCAGUUUCUGGGAAGGACGUCCCGACUACCGGGAUGCGGUGGUCUUCGAUGAGCCCUUCUGGGAGUCCCUGACGGGAGAAUCGGCUUUCAUGCUUCGCACAUUUAACGAGUUUUGCCGUGUGGCGAACGAUGGGAAAUUUGACGACCUCGCAGAUGAGAAAAUGCCUACCGUGACCGCGUUGGCAUACUAUCUCUCUAAAUAUAUGACGAGUCUGCUGGAACGCAAGAAGCUUGGCAAGGGUACCGGAGACGCUAAUGACGAAGACGCCACCGAGAACGAGUUCAUUGUCGAGCAAUUGUUAUACAUCGCCAUUACUCUAGAUUACAGUGACGAAGUGGGUCGGCGAAAGAUGUUCUCCCUUUUGAGAGAAUCGCUGGCUGUCCCUGAACUCCCCGAAGAAUGCACCAAGCUCGCGAUUGAGGCUCUUCGAUGUGUCUGCGGUCCAGAUGUUGCUGGCGAAAGCGAGUUUUGCAGUGUUGUUCUGGAAGCUAUCGCUGAAGUCCACGACACCAUCGCCACCGAGGAUAGCUUUGUUUCUGCAAAGUCUGAGAUCAGUGACGAUGCCAGCAGCCGUGCUCGCUCAGAGACCCCCGCCACCGAGGAUGAGAGACCAUUCAACAAGGAGGAGGCGAAAGCAAAGAUUCUUCGGGAAAUUGUUGUGAAUAUGAAGUGUUUGCACAUUGCCCAGUGCAUGCUGCAGAACGUGGAGGGCAAUCUGCAACAAAACAUGAACCUGCGGACUAUGCUGAACAGCCUCGUGGUCCCCGCCGUGCGCAGCCACGAAGCUCCUAUCCGUGAGCGAGGCCUUUUGUGCUUGGGUCUCUGCUGUCUCCUUGACAAGAAUGUCGCCGAGGACAACAUGACACUGUUCAUUCACUGCUACAGCAAGGGACAUGAAGGUCUUCAAGUGACGGCAAUUCAGACGAUCUGUGACAUGAUCACGACGCAUCCCUCGCUUUUGGCUCCAAUCACCGACUCUGACGGAGAAACGGUCACAACGCCCCCGAUUCAAAAACCCAUCCUCAAGGUCUUUUCACGUGCACUCAAAGCAAACUCGCCCGCGGGAGUUCAGUCUGCCGCGGCAACUGCUCUUUCAAAGUUGUUGUUGACCAACACCUUUACCCCGUCGGGUCCCAACGUGCCUCCUGCGAUCCAAGACUUCAAUCAGAAUGCGGUUGAGACUCUCUUACAGAGCCUCGUGGUUGCCUUCUUCCAUCCUCGUACCCGUGACAACCCCGCCCUCCGUCAGUCAUUGGCGUAUUUCUUCCCAGUGUAUUGUCAUUCGCGACUGGAGAACACUCAGCAUAUGCGACGGGUCGCAGUGCCGGUGGUCCGAGCGGUGCUGAACGCUGCCGAAGAGUACUACUCGCUCGAAGCCGAAGAAGAUAGUGACGGAGAGAUUGAUGAGAGCGUUGGUGAACGUGAAGUGAAGGCUCUGAUGGCUGGCGUCGUUGGUAUGCUUGCGGAGUGGACCGAUGAACGCCGCGUUGUCGGCUUGGGAGGCGAGCGGGUUCUGGCAGGAGGCGCCGCUAGUUCCAGCGCCUGUGGAUGGGUUCAUCUUGCGCUGGUCCGGGAUAUCAUGGACCGUGUCUUGGGCCUUACUCCUGGGCCGAAUCGCUGUUCACGGGAAGAGCGUAAGCUUCUCUUCUCCCUGCUCAGCAAGCUCUAUGUUUCCGCCCCGACCUUACCAGGGCGGGCGAGUUCUCGUGCCCCCGAGGGUGAGGAUCCGUUCCGCGCCAGCGUCCGCAGUGCCACCAGCCUCGAGAUUGCCCCGGACAAUGUCCAACUCGCUCAAGAGGUCAAGGAACUCCUGGAUCAAGUCAUUGACGAGGGACUGGCUGGCGAAGCAUCGAGUCGUAACGCCUUGGUGAAGACCAAGAAUUCCACUCUCAAGAUCUUGGCCGUCGCCCAAGAUUCCCGCGCGGCCAGUGUUCGUCCCCGAGCCGGCACGGAAGAUUUGGAAAGUGAUGCAGGGAGCGUUCGUUCCUACAGUGUACGGCGCUCCGUAGAGCCUAGCAGCCGUCGUCAUUUCUCUGUCGAGCCCAGUAUCAUGGAGGAAGAUGAGGGUGAUAGCGGUCUCUUGUCCGGCCGUGUGCGACCGUCUGUUGAGGGCGGUUUCCCUAGCCGUCACCUCGUCUCCAUUGAGCCCAGCAUCAUGGAGGAGGAUGAGCCCGAUGAUAAUGACACCAGCCGAAACACCAUCAUUAAGGAGGAAGCUACCGAUGAUUGA